AUAGAUUGAAGCGGCCGGCGAAUCGCUAUGGCAAGUUGUGUCGGAAGUCUUUCGCUGAACUUUGAACCCCCGCCCCACCGCUUUCGAAUGUGAGGAACGAGCCGAUUGCCCGGUCCGAAAAUGUCCCAGGGGUGUGCGGUUUGUGUGGAAGAAGUGCAGUCUUGGUGGGAAGUGCCCGCCAUCGCACACUUCUGUUCGCUGUUCAGGGCAGCGUUCGACCUGCCCGACUUUGAAAUCGAGGAAUUGGAGAAAGCUCUUUCAGAGCAGGACUUCAAGUUCCUUGGGGACCUUAUUGCUUGUCUGCUGCAGGGAUGUUACCAGCGCACUGACAUUACUCCCCAGGCGUUCAGCAGGUAUCUGGAUGACAUCAUCAGCUACAGGUGGGAGCUAGAAGAGGGGAAGCCCAAUCCGCUUCGGGAAGAGCCCUUUGAAAACCUGCCGCCACGCACUCAGGUCCAACUGCUGCACCGUCUCUGCGAUUAUCGUCUGGAUGCUGCUGAUGUUUUUGACCUGCUGAAGGGCCUGGAUGCAGACAGCCUGAGGGUAGAACCCCUUGGGCAAGAUGGAAAUGGAGUCCUCUACUGGUAUUUUUACGGCACCCGUAUGUACAAAGAAGAGCUACACAAGAGAAAAGCGGAGAAAAUCAGUGAAAACCCCGAGUUAACUUUACCCGAAAAAAAGAAAAGAGGGAGACCACCAAAGAAGAAAAGCGGAGAAGACACCGAGCUAAGUGAGGCAGAAAGUGACGAGAAUACAGAAAACGGAAUGGAUGAUGUACCUCCUGCUAAAGGUCAUAAGCGGGGCACCUGGUCUCUUGCGUGUGAAACGGAGGAACAGUGGGUUAACUUGGCCGAAAGCAUAAAGGAUAAACUGUCGCCCCAAGACCGCCAUCUCUACCGUGUCAUCAGCCAGAAUUUUCUGCCUGAGAUCCGCAGCAUGAUAGAACACAAGGAGCGUGAGCAGAAACAGAAGCUUGAGGAUCCAACUCCAUACCGUGCAUCACAAUGUUUCACUGAAAAACACACCAACCAAGAGGCGGUGGUGGACAAUGUGAAUGCCACAGCUGAGUUGGAGAAGAGAGAAGAUGAAGAGCUAGACAGGCAGGUCCUGCUGACCAAGCAGCGGCGAGAAGAGGAACGGCUUCAGCAGGAAGAACGACAGAGAGAGAAAAUGGAGAAGAUAAAAGCUGUGGAGGAGCGGGCAAAGAGACGUAAGAUGCGAGAGGAAAAGGCCUAUCUGUUGUCCGAAGGAAGAGACCUCCCACCGGAACUUCUGAAUUUAGAACCUUCUUCGCCGGUCCUCAGAACACGGAGUACUAAAUUCUAUGACAUGGAAGAGGACUACACGGGUUUAUACAAAGUGCUGGAGGCCUUGAAGGCUCAGAAAGAUGCCUGGCCUUUCUUAGAACCUGUGGAUGACUCCUAUGCCCCCAAUUACCAUGACAUAAUCCAGACUCCCAUGGACCUUUCCACCAUUGAGAGGAAACUCAAUGACGGAGCGUAUGUUGCUAAGGAGGAGUUUAUUUCUGACGUGAAGCUCAUAUUCAAAAACUGCAUUGAGUACAACGGAGAAGACAGUGAAUACACCGUGAUGGCAGAGUCUCUCGAACGCUGUUUUAACCGGGCCCAAUUAAAACACUUGCCAUCAGAGGAGGGCGACACUGAUGAAGAAUUCCACAUCAGCAAAGAAGACAAGGAGCGCAAGGAGAAAAAGCGUAAUCGAAGCAGUAAACAUCUGGGACCUGAAAGUUUAAUCAAGGCCACCGAGGAGGUGCAGCGUAAACGAAGUUCGCAGGGAGGCAAAGGCCAAACGCCAUUGGAGGGCCAGGUCGGCAAGUCGGGUCGACCGCUUCCACUUUCGCAUUGGGGCUUUCCUCUGAGCCGACAACACCAACACGAAGGAGAAACCCGGGGCGUGUACCACCCAGGACAACAGUUCCAUCGUCCUCCUGGACCCCCUGGUCCUCACGGUCUGCGCAUGUACGCUCAUAGAAUGGGCAUGGAUCCCCGUUUUGCCUACCCGGGUCAUAUUCCGAGGCAUGGAGACCCCGACUUCAAUCAUUUGCCUCACAACUUUAACAUGCAGCAUCACAUGGGCCAUAGGUAUUCAAUGGGCCCUGGUGGUAACCGGCAUCUUCGCCAGCAGGAGCACCCUUAUAUGGGUCCAACCCAUGGCCCAUCUCUGGGCCCCCGUCCAAUGGGCCUCCAACUUAGACCUCCUCCUGAGGCCAGCAUAUACCCAUCCCACUACCGUCCAGAGAGCCACGCGAUGCACCCAAUGGGGAACCAAUUAUCACGGCCUGAUGGGCCUCAGCAGCACAAUUACGCAGGCUUGAGGCAUCCUGGCAUAGGACUGUCUAACAUGUGGACUAGUUUGAAUCACCAGCGUCUGGAGAGACCAAGUGGAGUUCACAUGCAAGACCCUAGUGUGGUCAGCCAGCACAACUUGACUUAUGGAGGGGGAGGGGUGCCGCCUCCGGUGGGACAUAAACCGUGGCCAGAAGCUGCUGGAUAUCCCCAACCUCCUCCCAAUGCCCAGUACCAAACUUCUGCAGCCGUGGUCAGUUCCCCGGGCCCCAUGCAGCAACGCCCCCCCUUAACCCACUCGGACUCCUCCACCAAGACGCGGGUAGCCUCUAUGUUGGAAAGUCCAGAGAUGCUAGCUUUGCAGCAGCUGUCGGCCUCCUCGAGACCUCCCGUUGGCUCCCCCCAUCAGGACAUGUUUCACUUUCAACAGUCCAGGCCUCCAUCAGGGCUUGGCAGCAUCCCAACUGAUCCCUCUCAGCCACCCCCAUCGCCUGAGGUUCAGCUGCUGCAUCCUACAGGAGACAAUGGGCCAGACAGCCAGUCUUCCCCACACACACCCAUUCAGCCCGAAGGAACAUCAGAAAACAAAAUCGCCGAUAAAGACAUUUCCGACGAACUUCCUUCAUCUGACAAGAUUGUUUCAGUUAACCGAGAGCACCCAUCCGUUCCAAAAGCCACUCAACACCACAGUGGGCCAGCAGAGGGACUACAGAGCCCUCAAAGACCUCAGAAGACUGUGUCUGAGCAAAAACUGCUCCAGAGUGGGAAAGAGGCCCAUAUGCAGGAAGGAAAUGGACAACUUCAAAUGAAUGGUUCGGUGUCCUUGCACUUCAAUGCUAGUAAAAACAAGAGUUCUUAUCCACCCGACACUGCUCAGCAUGCACAGAGCGGUCCUCUCCAGAGCCUUGCACUUGUCCGCCAGUGUGUGUCUGAAAGCGACUCUCGCCAUAUGCUCUAUACACAUCAGCAUCAUGAGCCGAAUGUCCGAAGACCUCAUCGGCGAUGUCCAACCCAAGAAACUCUAGAUGGAAUAGCUCUAGACCACCGUCAGAACGCUGCUCCACAGAUGAGCCUGAACACAACACAACUGCAAACUUCACAUAUCAUUCGAAGCACGCAGAGCACCUCUACGCAUGGCAUGUCCUAUGGUGUCUUACGGAGAGCCCACCCUGGACCCCCUCUCACCUCUCUGCCCCCCAGCCACCCUACUCCACAUUUACCCUCCCAGCCAAGCCCAGCAGAGCAUGGGGAUCAAACGCCCUGUGAGCCUACAAGUCGGUUGGACACAGAAGGUCCGCACGCAAUGAAAUUUGGGCCUUCUAAACCACCGCAGGCAUUUAGUCCAAGCAAUCAUCGAACCCAGAAGGUGAGUAGUAAUGCAGGUAUGCAGGCAGAUGGAGUGCCAGCAUCUGUUCACAAUACAACCGUGUCUACUCAUUCCCAAGCCCAGAUAAACGGAGCUAUGGGUUCUUACAGCAUAGAGAACCUUCCGCGUCCGCAGUUUAGCCAGACGAGCAUGACGAGGCCCAUUUCUCAUUCCGCUCACCACCUUUAUCACAACCAGACCCUCAACCCGCUCCACAAUACCCAAGACCACUCCAGCUAUCACCAGCAACAGAGAACUGCUUAUUCGUAUCACAUGCCUGGCCCUCAACUUCCCCGUAUCCCCGCAAACAUGUAUCCGCCGCCAUUCCCGCAGGAACACUAUUAUAACCGACCGCAGGCCCAUGACCUUGCCAAUAGUAGAGGGGGUUAUCCUCCAGAGGGUUGGCAGCGAUCUCAACAGUCCACGCUGCCUACUACCUACCUGCCCGCAUCCGGUGCCAAAGGAAACAGUCAGGCCAAUGACGGCCGUGUGUCACCGACGUGCUCGGAGGGCUCCACUCGUGCGACCGGGUUGUCCCCCGAAGCUGGUCCACUCCCUGGAGGCUUGGAGGAGAGCAAGUGGGAAGGCAGAAACAGCGGUAGUGCGAGCCCAGCAAAGCGCACUCAUACUAAGGGGAACUCGGAGCAACCUGAAAGUCCAAAAGAAAUCCUGGACCUUGAUCGCCACAACGCCGCCACCCGCCAUCGUAGCAACCAGCCCCUUGCCUCCACGUCGCAUAUUCCUCACGGCUUCAUGUAUGACCGUCGCACCGUGCGCCUGGCCAUGCAGCCGGGCGCUGCCUCACCCUCCCGCAGCGGAGUUGGUAACGGAGCCCUUUACCCUAGACCUCCAUACCCAGAUCCAGGGCGAUAUACCGUGCAGAGACCUCACCCACACCUGAUGGAGGCCCUUCAGCGGCCCCAGCACUUGCCUCUCUCCCCUGGUCAGAUGCGUACGUCCGUGUACCCUCCCUCCGGUGGCCACUUUCCAAGCGUGAUGUUUCAGCAGAGCGGCUUUGCCUCCGAAAACUUCCUACACCCAGGGCAACCGGUGAUGACUGCACCAGGCGGCACAAGCGGCAAACAAAUGAGUGCGACGUGCUUUGCGUCGUCGGAGCAUGAUGAACGGAAACUAAAGGAAGAGGCGGACUUGCUGACCCCACUGACAUAGGCUGCAGAGGGCACUAUUUACAGUAUACAGCAACUUGAUCGGUUUUGUUACCUUGGCUUCUAGUUUUGGUUGGACUUUUAAGAUUUUGCCAGAAAAAUCCUAGUACUAAAUUCUACUGAGCCCUUGCGAUCAAGAGUGUUUAGGUUGUGGUCCUUUUGAGAGUAUCGUCCCAACAUAAACUUGGAUCUUCCAGCCAAGUGUCUUUUACCACAAGGCCACAAUGCCUUUGAGAACACUGGAUUGCCGUUUCCACUGUGAACAAUCAGAGCAGGGAUGGAUUAACUGAACACAGGCGCAAGCCUUUUCAUCAUGGUGCUGUUCUCUACUGAAUCGCAUCGUUAAACCUCAGGUACUGUAUAAAGAAAGACAAGAGGGUACAGUGGGACUGUCACUUUGACUCAAGACAACUUACAGGUCCAAUUGUCUUGGUUGCUUUUGUGAAUGUAUGAGUGAAUGUUUAGAUGAUAAGCACAUUAGCUGAGACUUGUUAAUCCAGAAGAAAAUACUCUCUCGUAGUACAUCCUUCAGUGGUAUAAGGCUGUAUUUGGCAAACCGUUGAAGACUGGCAAAGAUGCCACUGGUUGUAUUCGGAUUGUACCCGCCGACUUCAUGAUGCACUAUGGCUUUGUUAGACUAAACCUCCUGAAAUUGAGUGGCCUUGGAUAGUCAUUGUUGUUCCUCAAUCCUUGUUCAUGUACAUGUACGAAUAGCUAUAAAUCCACGAGCAAGCCCCUUCUGUGAAGAGAUUUGUCCAAGGUAACCUUUUUUCUGGUAUUGCGUCCCGCUAGCUGUUGCAUAUUAACAGAGCUAACCCAAACUGAACAUCAAAUGUGACAUUCCACCAAGUCUAGAUGUGUUCAUUCACCGCCUUGGCCCCGUGUGUUUACUUCUUCUGUAAUUCGCUUGCUCUUCUCAGGGAUUACACUUUAUACGGGUAUUUUUCUGCACUGUUUUGACGGAGGUGCAGCUAAAGGAAACCUCAGUUUCAUGUGAAGUUUCACUCGUAAGAAGCCUGUUUUCGUUAAGUGGCUACGAUUGAUCUUACAUUUCUUGUCUCAUUGCAGUUUAUUUUAUAUAACACUGGCUUUAUUCAUUUUGAGGGUGUUUGUUGUUGUUGUUGUUGUUGUUGUUGUUGUUUUUCCCCCCCCCCCUCCCACCACCAUCUCACAAUGUGCUGAAAAACACGAUUUUUGGCAGCAAAUCGGUCUACCUCAUUGAGCCAGGUAAUCUGUGGAUUCUAAAUGGUCCUGUGAGUCCUUUUUUUUUUUGUGUGUGUUACCAACCUUGGCAUCUUGUAAAAGUUGUCAUGCUGUGCCAAAUAAUGGUGCUUACUGAUCUACCAAUUAUAAUCAUGAUUUAAAAUUCAUCUCACUGCAUGCUAAAUUAUAGCUUGAGCUCAAGGCUACGUGAUUGUACGUGGUGUUGGUCUAUUAGUUUGACUUUACCGGCACAUUUCUGCGAUCUGCCAGUAGUAUACGUUUGACAUACAGUGGGUACGGAAAGUAUUCAGACCCCCUUAAAUUUUUCACUGUUAUAUUGCAGCCAUGUUUUCCUCAAAGUACACACAGCACCCCAUAUUGACAGAAAAAAACUAAAUUGUUGAAAUGUUUGCAGAUUUAUUAAAAAAGAAAAACUGAAGUAUCACACAGCCAUAAUUAUUCAGACCCUUUGCUCAGUAUUUAGUCGAAGCCCCCUUUUGAGCUAAUACAGCCAUGAGUCUUUUUGGAAAUGAUGCAACAAGUUUUUCACACGUGGAUUUGGGGAUCCUCUGCCGUUCCUCCUUGCAGAUCCUCUCCGGUGCUGUUAGGUUGGAUGGUGAACAUUGGUGGACAGCCAGAGAUGCUCAAUUGGUUUUAAGUCAGGGCUCCGGCUGCGCCAUUCAACAACAGUCACGGAGUUGUUCUGAAGCCACUCCUUUGUUAUUUUAGCUGUGUUUAGCUGCUUAGGGCCAUUGUCUUGCUGGAAGGUGAACCUUUGGCCCAGUCUGAGGUUUUCGUCCAGGAUAUCACUGUACUUGGCCGCAUUCGUCUUUCCUUCCAUUGCAACCGGUCGUCCUGUCCCUGCGGCUGAAAAACACGAUGCCGCCGCCGCCAUGCUUCACUGUUGGGACUGUAUGGGACUGGCGGUGAGCAGUGCCUGCUUUUCUCCACACACACCGCUUAGAAUUAUGGUGAAAAAGUUCGAUCUUGGUCUCAUCAGACCAGAGAAUCUUAUUUCUCACCAUCUUGGAGUCCUUCAGGUGUUUUUUGUUUGUUUUAUUUUUUAGCAAACUCCAUGCGGGCUUUCAUGUCUUGCACCGAGGAGAGGCUUCCGUCGGGCCACUUUGCCAUAAAGCCCCGACUGGUGGAGGGCUGCAGUGAUGACUGACUUUCUAGAACUUUCUCCCAUCUCCUGACUGCAUCUCUGGAGCUCAGCCACAGUGAUCUUUGGGUUCUUCUUUACCUCUCUCACCAAGGCUCUUCUCCCCCGAUUGCUCAGUUUGGCCGGAUGGCCAUUUCUAGGAAAGGUUCUGGUCGUCCCAAACGUCUUCCAUUUAAGGAUUAUGGAGCCCACUGUGCUCUUAGGAACCUGAAGUGUAGCAGAAUUUUUUUUUUUUUUUUUUGUAACCUUGGCCAAAUCUGUGCCUUGCCACAAUUCUGUCUCUGGGCUCUUCACGCAGUUCCUUUGAACUCCUGAUUCACAUUUGCUCUGACAUGCACUGUGAGCUGUCAGGUCUGCUAUAGACAGGGGUGUGGCUUUCCUAAUUAAGUCCAAUCAGUAUCAUCAAACACAGAUGGACUCCAAUGAAGGUGUAGAACCAUCUCAAGGAUGAUCAGAAGAACUGGACAGCACCCGAGUUCAAUAUAUGAGUGUCACAGCAAAGGCUCUGAACACUUAUGGCUGUGAUAUUUCAGUGUUUCUUUUUUAAUCAAUCUGCAAAAAUGUCAACAAUUCCAUUUUUUUCCUGUCAAUAAGGGGUGCUGUGUGUUCAUUUAAUGAGGGAAAAAAAUAACAGGAUUUUAGCAAAUGGCUGCAAUAUAACAAAGAGUGAAAACAUUUAGGGGGUCUGAAUACUUUCCGUACCCACUGUGGUUUGGCAGGAAUACAACAUUUAUAGCAACAGCUACCCAAGUUUUAUAUAUUGAUGGAUGAUCAAUAGGAAAAAACAUGAGCUUAAAGGAGUUAUGACUUAAUAUUCUAUUCCAAUUGUGAAUUGUCUCACUGCAGUGGAUCUAAUCUGAGGUCGUGUAUUCACUUCUGUUAUCUAAUUUGUAAACAAGUGUUUUCCAAGGCUACGUGAGGUUGUGGGUGGUGUCUUGCAGUGUACAGGUGUGGGUGAGUGCUUUUGUGUGCCCGCGUUUGUCUGUUUUGCAGAAUUGACGCCAAGGCGGUCGUUAGUGAAAACCAUUUAGAUGUGAAUUAUAUUUAUUUGCUAUUUUACGAAUGUUUGUACAUUUUUGUGCUUGUUAAUGUAAAUAUGCUGUCCAUGUCUCUUUUUAAUGUCACAAUGUGUGCGUGUAUUCUUUACCUGGCGUUGGCAUUUGAAAAUAAUUGCUUGUCAAGUGGUGUUUACAAGUUUUUUUGUUUUUUGUUUUGUUUGUUUUUUUACUUGAAUGACAAAGUAGAUUGUUUGGGAAAUGGACUGGAGUAUUUUCUAUACUGUACAUCUUGAAAUAAAUAACUUUCCUCAAAUUAAAGUAUUUCGUGUCGAUAUCAAUUUACUCAUUUUGUUUC
Phycodurus eques (leafy seadragon) is the source of this 8556-nucleotide messenger RNA. RefSeq names its product chromatin remodeling regulator CECR2. Lineage: Eukaryota; Metazoa; Chordata; Actinopteri; Syngnathiformes; Syngnathidae. Gene Ontology annotation, molecular function: protein binding. Gene Ontology annotation, biological process: chromatin remodeling. Gene Ontology annotation, cellular component: CERF complex. The record is from RefSeq and is a predicted model, not a curated record.